Messenger RNA from Hemicordylus capensis (graceful crag lizard), 1899 nucleotides. RefSeq names its product lymphocyte antigen 6E-like. Lineage: Eukaryota; Metazoa; Chordata; Lepidosauria; Squamata; Cordylidae. The coding region runs from base 351 to 731 and encodes 126 amino acids. The record is from RefSeq and is a predicted model, not a curated record. The transcript is spliced from 3 exons. Gene Ontology annotation, molecular function: acetylcholine receptor inhibitor activity.
GAAGCCGUCCGGGUUGAGAAGCACAGUCCUUUGUCCUCCUUUGGCUGAGGGAGAAUGCGCCACUGUUUCCCACAGGAGCUCAGCUGAGGGCUGCACACUUACCUCACUUGGAAAUACAUGAAGCAAAGCAGCCUGGUGAAAGCCAGCCCCUUCCAGCCUCACCCUCCUCCCUGUGGUGUGGAGCCGGAGACUGGUGAGGAGCUGGCCAACCCUCCCUGAGUCCACACCCCUUUGCCUCUCUCUUGCUACAUAUUCAGCUGACACACUGCUUUUAAGGGAAGAGCAAGCAGUGUCUGGGUCGCCAAGAGAAGCUGAGCCUGCCUGCCUGGAUUGCAAGCACAGCCCUGAGAAUGAAGACUUCCUUUGCAGUGGUGCUGGCCGCCCUCCUGUGCGUGGAGAGAGUGUCCUCGCUGAUGUGCUUUCACUGUGACAAUGCCGAAAACAACUGGGGCUGCAUGAGCGUGAAGACGUGUAGCGAUGCGGACAAUUACUGCAUCACCAAGUAUUUGGGAGGAGGCAUGGGGGAAAACCACAAGCAGUCCAUCAGCAAAGGAUGCUCUCCCAUAUGCCCCGAAGGAGGAAUUGACCUGGGCCUGAUGGCAUUCUCCGUGAAAUGCUGCAAGACCAGCUUGUGCAACACCAGUGGGGCCGUCAGUGUGAAAAGCAGCACCCUGAUGCUGGCCGUGGGCGCCCUGCUCAGCUUAUUCUACAUCCUCGGGGCCAAGCUGUGAUGGGACCCCCGAGUGCUGAAGAAGCUUCUCCCGCAGAGAGAAGCCCCAGCCCUGUCCUAUGCAAAGUUGUGUGUAAAUAGAGAUUUGCGGGCCCCCCCGGCACUUCCUGUGACCCUGUUAGCUAAUCAUAGCAUUGGGCUUUUGUACUUUUGGGGGACGCCUAUCCUGGGUCUGCAGCAGCACAGGUGUUUUUGCAGGGCCAAGGAGGGGUAGGCAGUCCUUCCCCCCCCCCUCGGGACAUUCUUGUGCUGCUCUUUGCACACUGACAACCCAUCCGCACAAAGAGCAGGGCUGGAAUUCCGGCAAGGUUGCUCCUUGCUCAGGCAGGUUGGGGCCUCUCACCCAGUGAGCAGAUCCACUCCAAAGCCAGCAGCCCCAGCCUCUUGCUGGAAGGAGAAGGCCGGGACACUUAUCUGUGAGCCAAGCUACUUACGGGGAAGCAGCCUAGCUGGCUUACCUGCAAGUGGGUUUACUCACGAGUAAGCACCUUGCCAUUUCAAAGGGCCCGCCGACGAGGAUCGCCUUCCUCCCGAUGUCUGUCCACAAGGGAUAUUGUGGGGGAAGUGAGCAGCCCUUUCCUAAGAGUCUGACUCCACGGCAAGAAAACCUGGAAGCAGGGUUUAGGUUAGGGUUGUUAUGACACCACCUGGGACAAAGAAUAAACCGCACUAACGUCUCCUGGGACGCAUCCUGGAAGAAACAGCUGAGGCAGACACAAACUCCUAGAGGGUAUGCUUGGACAGAGGCUGUCAUCCUCGGGCCCCUAGAUGUUGUUGGACUACAACUCCCAUCAUUCCCAGAUGCAAUUGCCAUAGAGGCAGUCUUCCUGCCCCCUGGGAGAAUCAAAUCAUUCCUUAAUUUUCCUUUUUUUGUACUGCUGUGGGCUUUUUAAGGCUCUAGUCCUGUGCUUACUGACUGAGGAGUAAGACCCACUGAGCACAUAGGAUUGCAAUGAAUGUCUGCUUUUUGUAGGAGUCACAGGAAGGUCAGGGAUACAAACCCCACCUAAGGGGGUGGACAACCCACCCCCUGAGGAUCUAAGUAUUGCACUAACUGAUUGGAACUUGGUAUUUUUGCUUGUUUCAUAUUUCCUCCACCGCCUCCCCAUGUAAAGUGUGUAUUUUUCAUUGAGUCUUCUGAAGCUGAAUAAAAAACAAUCUAACUCCAA